CAAAACACUCUCUCUCUCUCUCUGGUUUACUUUUUGUGACUCACCUUCUCUCUCCUCUCUCUCUCUACACAGAGCGACAAUGGCGUCUCUCUUCAGAGACCGAACCUUCGGCCAUUCCAAGAGAGACUCCUUCUCCUCCUCCUCCUCCAUCACCAACACCGCCGCCACCGCCUCUCCUUCCUCCGCCACCUCCCGCUUCACCGCCGCCGCCAAUUCCGCCGCUCUCCCCUUCCCAUUCGGCGACCUGACCCCCACACUCUCAGAUGCCGACCUCCGCGCCACCGCCUACGAGAUCUUCGUCUCCGCCAACCGCGCCUCCUCCUCCAGGCCGCUCGCCUACACUCCUAGCAACGGCCACGCCAAUUCCCCCAACAACAGCAGCCCCGGCGGCGCGAAUGCUAAUCUGCAGAGGUCGCUCACGUCGGCGGCGGCGUCGAAGAUGAAGAAGGCGCUGGGGAUGAGAUCCACCAGCUCGAAGCGGAGCUCCGAUUCGGGGAAUUCGGGCUCCGGAGGGAAGGUGAAGAAGCCGGUGACGGUCGGAGAGCUGAUGAGGAUUCAGAUGAGGAUCUCCGAGGCUGCUGAUUCGAGGAUUCGUAGGGGUUUGCUGAGGAUUUCCGCUGGGCAGGUUGGGAGAAGAAAUGAGUCGAUGAUUCUUCCACUGGAGCUAUUACAGCAAUUCAAAGCUUCUGAUUUUACUGAUCAAGAUGAAUACGAAGCAUGGCAGAAGAGAAACCUUAGAAUGCUGGAGGCUGGUCUUCUGCUGCACCCUCACUUGCCGCUGGAAAGGGGUAAUACUGCUGCUCAACGACUGCGACAGAUAAUUCAGGCAGCCUUGGAUCGGCCGAUAGAAACUGGGAGAAACAAUGAGUCCAUGCAAGUUCUGCGUACUACAGUAAUGGCGCUGGCAAAUAGAAUGUCUGAUGGUGCCCCACUUGAAUCUAGCCACUGGGCAGAUGGCUUCCCGCUGAAUCUCCGUCUUUAUGAAAUGCUUCUAGAAGCAUGUUUUGAUCUUAAUGAGGAGACAUCCUUUGUAGAGGAAGUUGAUGAGCUCAUGGAGCUCAUAAAGAAAACAUGGGGAGUCCUAGGGCUGAAUCAAAUGCUGCACAAUCUAUGCUUUACAUGGGUUUUGUUCAAUAGAUAUGUUGCAACCGGGCAAGUCGAAAAUGAUCUAUUAUGUGCUGCCGACAAUCAACUUGCUGAUGUCUCCAAAGAUGCUAAAAUGACUAAAGAUCCAGCUUAUGCUAAGAUAUUGAGUUCUGCAUUGACAGCCAUGUUGGGUUGGGCCGAGAAAAGACUCUUGGCUUAUCAUGAAACAUUUGACAGUGGGAAUAUUGAUUCUAUGCAAAGCAUUGUGUCCAUUGGGGUAGUGGCUGCUAAAAUAUUGGUUGAAGACAUCUCAAAUGAGUAUCGCCGAAGAAGGAAAAAUGAAGUGGAUGUGGCUCUUAGCAGGAUUGACACUUACAUUAGGUCGUCCCUUCGCACUGCAUUUGCUCAGAUGAUGGAAAAGGCUGACUCUAGCAGGAGAGCAUCAAGAAACCAGCUGAAUUCCCUUCCCGUCCUUGCCAUCCUGGCCAAGGAUGUUGGCGAGCUUGCAGUCAAAGAGAAGGACACGUUUAGUCCUAUCUUGAAGAUAUGGCACCCCUUUGCUGCAGGGGUUGCUGUUGCCACUCUACACGUUUGCUACGGGAACGAGCUGAAGCAAUUCAUUUCGGGCAUUACAGAAUUGACACCUGAUGCAGUACAAAUUUUGAGAGCUGCAGAUAAGUUGGAAAAAGAUCUGGUCCAAAUUGCAGUUGAAGACUCGGUGGAUAGUGAUGAUGGUGGGAAGGCCAUUAUUCGUGAGAUGCCUCCUUACGAAGCUGAAGGCGUGAUAGCCAAUUUGGUAAAAGCAUGGAUAAAGACGAGAUUAGACAGGCUAAAGGAAUGGGUUGAUAGAAAUCUUCAACAAGAGGAUUGGAAUCCCCGAGCAAAUCAAGAGGGAUUUGCUCCUUCAUCGGUAGAGGUUCUACGGAUAGUCGAUGAGACAUUAGAGGCGUUCUUUGAGCUGCCAAUACCGAUGCAUCCUGCAAUACUUCCGGACUUAGUGGCUGGCCUCGAUAAAUGUCUUCAAUAUUAUGCAACUAAAGCAAAAUCAGGCUGUGGAUCAAGAAACGUGUAUAUCCCUACAAUGCCAGCUUUAACAAGAUGCACCGUAGGAUCAUCAUUCAACUGGAAGAAGAAAGAGAAGUCGGGCACCUUGCAGAAGAGAAAUCCUCAGGUGGCUACUGUCAACGGAGAUAGCUCCACUGGGGUACCACAGCUAUGCGUACGUAUAAACUCGUUGCAUAAAAUAAGAUCAGAGUUGGAAGUUGUUGAGAAAAGAAUAAUUACCCUGUUGAGGAACUCGGAUUCAGCCCAUGUAGAAGAUUUCUCGAACGGGCUGGGGAAAAAGUUUGAGCUCACCCCGCCUACUUGCAUCGAUGCGGUACAACAGUUGUCCGAGGGCCUGGCUUAUAAAGUCGUCUUCCACGAUCUAAGCCAUGUUUUAUGGGAUUCUUUAUAUGUUGGCGAUGUUUCAUCAUCAAGAAUCGAGCCUUUCCUUCACGAACUCGAGCGGAAUCUGACCAUCGUGGCUGACACUGUUAACGAGAGAGUCCGUACACGCAUCAUAGCCGACGUAAUGAGAGCUUCCUUCGAUGGGUUUUUGUUGGUGCUGCUCGCUGGAGGCCCAUCACGCGCCUUUUCCAAGCAAGACUCAGCGGUAAUAGAGGAUGAUUUCAAGGCCCUCUCAGAUCUUUUCUCGGCCGAUGGGGAUGGUUUACCUGAUGAUAUAAUCGAUAAAUUCUCAGCCACGGUGCGGAACAUCAUCCCACUUCUCCGAACAGACACAGAGACCCUCAUUGAUCGGUUCAAACGCCUGACGUUGGAAGCAUACGGCUCCUCUGCCAAAGCUCGGCUCCCUCUACCUGCAACGUCGGGGCAAUGGAGCCCGACCGAACCCAACACUUUGCUACGAGUUCUGUGCUACAGGAACGACGAAGCUGCAACAAGGUUUCUCAAGAAAACCUACAAUCUGCCCAAGAAGCUGUAAGCUGUCACAGGCACCAUCAAAUCUGCCAUUACCGGGCUGGAGUUCAGCUCGGUCAAAGGUGCAAGCACGCCUUCGUGUCUGAGUUAGCAUCGUCUGCAACCUUCACCCUGGUGCAACUCGAAUACCCAAGGUUGCAUCAUUUUCUUGUACAGAUUUGGAGUCGUAGAAAAAUGUUGGAAGGAUGAAUAUUCCAAGGUUUGCUGUGAGAUUGCAUUUAUUCAUCUACAUAUCUAUUGAAAUUAUAUAUUUAGGCAGUAGAUUGACUGCAAUAUUGAUUGAUUGAAUUGAACCUAUAUUCAUUUGUUCUUUAAUGGUUGUCUUUUUGUGUUUGUCUAUAUAUGAAAUUGGUGUUUUGUGAUGAA
Salvia hispanica is the source of this 3432-nucleotide messenger RNA. Its product is annotated as protein unc-13 homolog. NCBI's taxonomy places the organism in Eukaryota, Viridiplantae, Streptophyta, Magnoliopsida, Lamiales, Lamiaceae. The record is from RefSeq and is a predicted model, not a curated record.